CCCCGAAGCAUAUUCCUUACCAGUCGUAGGCAGUAACAGCUACCACCAUGUCCUCGUUCAAGGCCAUGUUCUGUGACCUCUGCAUCGUCCUAUUGGUGGGACUGACCGUGGUCCUCGCUGAAGAAAAGCCAAGCGGAACAGUCGCCGUCGACGAGGGCCCUAAAGGGAACUGCUCAUGCGGUGGGUUCCCGACGUCGACCCCAGAAGUGGACGCGGCGCCUCUACUGUCCCAGACGCCUGGCCUGAUCGUGAAGUGUGACGAAGAAGGUGGAAACACAUGCAAGAGCUUGUGCAACGCUCUAGCUACAGCUACUAAAGCAAAGGGACCAGAAAUCUUGUGUAACAAGCUGAAGGAAGCUACUGAGUUGAAGCUGUCAGCAUUUUACAAGAUCUGCGACAAACCCUGGGUCUACGCCGAGAUGACAGCCGAAGAGCCGCUAUGCUGCGAAACCAGCAAGGUCAAGAUCUGCCCAUCAGUCGAGAAACUCAAUGCUACGUCAGCAGUAGACGUGAUCGACGCGAAGACCGUCAUGUAAAGGAAUUAAGAGGCCUACAAUAGUAGUUUAGCUCUGACGUAUCAUUGAUGUGAUUGUUUUAUAUUCUUAGAUGUAAUUAGCUCUGAAUAAGCAGGCGCGACUGAAUAAACUACUGUAUGCAAGAACGAAA
This is a messenger RNA of Ostrinia nubilalis (European corn borer), 666 nucleotides long. RefSeq lists its product as uncharacterized. The coding region runs from base 48 to 536 and encodes 162 amino acids. The record is from RefSeq and is a predicted model, not a curated record. Lineage: Eukaryota; Metazoa; Arthropoda; Insecta; Lepidoptera; Crambidae. The transcript is spliced from 3 exons.